CCAACAUCUGUACUCCAUCGCCUACCGUAUUACAGUACCAGAGGGUCCGCAGUGACCUGAUGUUCGGAGCGUAUACAUGGCUCUGCUCGCUUUGCUCAUGCAGCACGGAAGUCUUCGCUGGCAUCGCAGAGGUUGCCGCUAUACAAGUGCAUGAUGAAAACGAUGUCCUUGCUGUGGUUCGUGACGGUUGUCGUUUGAAGAUCAAGCUCGAUAGAACAUUGGUGUACCGCAGUCACUGUGGAUGACCA
Baudoinia panamericana UAMH 10762 is the source of this 248-nucleotide messenger RNA. RefSeq lists its product as uncharacterized. The transcript has 2 exons. The coding region runs from base 60 to 245 and encodes 61 amino acids. Lineage: Eukaryota; Fungi; Ascomycota; Dothideomycetes; Mycosphaerellales; Teratosphaeriaceae. The record is from RefSeq and is a predicted model, not a curated record.